GGUAACGAGGGUCUCUGAUGACAUUUCGUCUUUCUUUAAAAUGGACUAAAAAGGAAAUUCUGUCACAAAGACAGAAAUAAAAAAGAGUGUUUUUUUUUAUGUUUAUUACAGGGAGAGGAACAAUAAGUAUAGCAGAAGAAGAUGAGAAGAAGUCCUUCAACUUGGAGCAUGGUGAUAUACUCAAUAUUUCUGCUGGUUCAACAGUCUACUUCAUCAACAAAGAUAACAAAGAGAAGUUCUCCGUUUACGUGCUAGCCAAGUCUGUUAAUGUCCCUGGACAAUUUCAGGAAUUCUUUAGUGCCGGAGGUGAAAAUGCAGAAACCUUCUACAGAGCUUUCAGCAGUGAUAUCCUGGAGACCGCUUUCAAUACCCCAAGGGACAGGUUAGAGAGGCUAUUUGGACAACAAAAGCAGGGGAUAGUAAUCAAAGCCAGUGAAGAACAAAUUAGAGCAAUAAGCCAACACGCUUCAUGCUCCAUUAAGGAAAAGAAAGGUGAAACGGGAGGUCCUUUCAGUGUGUUGAAGGAACGCACAUUAAUUGGUAACAGAUUUGGACAAUACUUUGAAGCAACCCCAGAUAGAUUCCAACAGUUGAGGGAUUUGGAUGUAGCUGUUGGUAUCAUGAACAUCAACCAAGGUGGAAUGAUAUUACCAGUCUAUUGUACAAGGGCUACAUGGUUGGUAAUGGUUGCACAAGGAAAUGGCCGGCUUGAAAUGGUUAGUAGCCGACGCCAUCAGAGACAAGGCCAUAAGGUGGUACGAGGUUGUCUAUCAGUUGGUGAUUUUUUCGUAAUCCCAGCAGGACAUCCUAUUACGGUUGUCGCCACAGGAGAUUCAAAUCUAAGAAUGGUUGGUUUUGGAAUUAAUGGCCAUAACAGCAGAUUGAACUUCCUUGCUGGUCAACAAAGCAUAUGGAGAAAUGUUGACAGAGGAGCAAAAGAAAUGUCAUUCAACAUGCCAGCAAGGGAGGUUGAAGAAAUAUUUCAGAAUCAAAAUGAGUCAUAUUUUGUUGCAGCACCAAAAGGCGGAGGAAGAAGGGGACAACAAUAUGUGUCUUCAAUUUUGGACUUAGUGUUCUAAGUUGUAGAAUAUCCUUGCGAGAGCUUUGUGAGUAAAUAAAGAAAGGCUCCAAGAGUUGGUUUUUUUGUUUCUUCUC
This is a messenger RNA of Capsicum annuum, 1155 nucleotides long. RefSeq names its product vicilin Jug r 2.0101. The transcript has 5 exons. The record is from RefSeq and is a predicted model, not a curated record. The coding region runs from base 99 to 1079 and encodes 326 amino acids. NCBI's taxonomy places the organism in Eukaryota, Viridiplantae, Streptophyta, Magnoliopsida, Solanales, Solanaceae.